GUGCCUAUAGCCCAGGGAUCCGCCCGUUUCUGUGAUUGGCAGCGGAGGUGCCACGUGCUUCCGCGAGCCUACAGGGACCUGCACCGACACCCCGCGCCGUGUUACUACAGCCACUCACCCUCCAGACCCACUCCACCGACACCCAGUCAUACUUGCCUGGAGACAGGAGAAAGCACCAUGGCAGCUCUGAGUGGCUUUGAUAUUGAUGCUCCACGCUGGGAUCAGUCCACGUUCAUAGGCCGUCUCAAGCACUUCUUUAACAUUACGGACUGCCGCACCGCUGUCCUGUCUAAUGCCAAACUGGAUGAAGCAAAAGCCUUAGUGGAUAGUUGCAGAGCGGGCUCUAUCCCUCCAGGUACAACUGAGGAACAGCUGCAUUAUGCCAAGAAGCUCUAUGACUCAGCAUUUCACCCUGAUACUGGUGACAGGAUGAACUUGAUUGGCAGAAUGUCUUUCCAAGUGCCAGGUGGCAUGGCCAUCACCGGCUUCAUGCUGCAGUUCUACAGGACGGUGCCUGCUGUGGUGUUUUGGCAGUGGGUAAAUCAGUCCUUCAAUGCUCUGGUCAACUAUACCAACCGCAACGCUGCCUCCCCCAUCACACCAAAACAGAUCGGUGUGGCUUAUGCAACUGCAACAAGCACCGCAUUGGCCACUGCUGUGGGUCUGAACCUCUACACAAAGAAAGCACCUCCUCUGGUGGCUCGCUGGGUGCCUUUUGCAGCCGUCGCUGCAGCUAACUGUGUAAAUAUCCCUAUGAUGAGACAACAGGAGAUCUUGAAUGGCAUUGCAGUCACAGAUGAAAAUGGCAAUAAACUUGGUGACUCGAGAAAAGCAGCAGUAAAGGGCAUCACACAGGUGGUUAUUUCCCGAAUCACCAUGGCGGCACCGGGCAUGAUCAUCCUCCCUAUUAUAAUGGAGAGACUAGAAAGAUACAGAUUUAUGCAGAAAAUUACAUUUCUCCAUGCACCACUGCAAGUGAUGAUGGUUGGAGUAUUCCUGAUCUUCAUGGUGCCUGCAGCAUGUUCACUGUUUCCACAGAGAUGCGCUCUGUCUGUGUCCAAGCUGGAGCCAGAGCUCAGAGAAUCCAUCAUCUCCCAGUAUGGUGACAGCAUCACCCAUGUUUAUUUCAACAAGGGCUUGUGAUACUGUUAACCUGCUUCUCUUAGACUGGAGGAACAUCGUCUGGUCCUGAUCUUGGCCAGUCCUGAAAGACCAGCGCAAGUCACUGGUUACUCAAAUUCAUACACAUGGGACAGCUUGGUUUUUAAUAUUUUAAUUGUAUGACUUUUCUACAUUAUUUCACAAUGUUUGGGGGGAAAUGGCAUUUGCUAUAAAUUGGAGGCCUUUGGCCUACUUCUGAAUAACCUUCAUCACAUCCUUGUUUUUGCUCUGUUCCAACUCUUGAGCUAGGCCAGGCAAUCAGCAGGUGAGCACUGAUUUCCUGGAUCAGAUGACUUGUGAGCUGGAAUUUAAUCAAAUAUGGACUAUGUUUUAUUGGAAUUGGUUGAUGUUGGAUGGAACAAUGGUUAUAGAACUGAAUACAUUGAAAAUGCCUUUAUUAUGUUUACGGUAGAUAAUUGUUUUACUUGAUUUAGUUUUAUUGAUCAACAAGUAAUUGCCCAUAAGGAAAUGUAGAAAUUGAGCCUUUCCUUGAUGUAUGUGGUCAUGAGCAGUUUUACAGCCAUUAUUAAUAGUGAAUAAGGAGAGGGGAACUGCUGUUACAUACUGAUCUCUCAGGAAUUUUUCAUUUAACGGUUAUAUGCAUUAAUGCUUGAUUGAUUACUUUAAUUUGAUUACUUGGAUAGUUCAGGUAAUUACCAGAUACCCAGCUGGCCAAGUGUGGAAACUCAAACACUCUCAAGGUCAAAAAAAGGUGAUAAAACAAGGUAAUUAUUAUUAUUUUUUUAAACCAAACCUUUGUUCAGUUACGGAUGACUCAUUUUGUGUUACAGUGUGUUGUUAUAUUUGAUCAAAUGCCCAUAUUAUGUGUUAAAACAUAGACUAGUAGCAGACUUGUGCAGUAAUAAAGCAGUAAUAAGGUUGUAAGGGUGAGUUAACAGCAGUACAUCAUGUGAUUAGAGAGUGAUUUAGCUUGUGCUCUACAAGACUGGUGUUUUUUUUUUUGUUUUUUUUUCUCCCUCAUUAUAACAUUUAACACACGGAUAUAAAAUGUGUUAUAAAUUACAUACAUUUUGAGAGUAUCUGUCUGAAUGAUGUCAUAAGGCCAUGCCACAGUAUUAAAGUGUUAUUCAUGUGUUAUUUUUCUUUGUUCCAAAGAAAGGUGUGCCUUGUGUACAAAAAAAAAAAAUCUUUGGCUGGAAAUUCUUUGGUCAUCUUUCUUCUGACAGAGUCUGUCUCAUUCCCUCAUGAGUACGCACACUAUAUAUUAUUCAUUUCCAAAUAUUUAAAUUAACAAAAUCUUAUACAUAGAAUAGUAUAGUAUAGUUUUUUAGCUCUGUGUUGUUCAAACUUUACUGCACUGUCAAUUCGAGCUUGUGGAAACUGCAGUGUUGCACUCUGGCCACUAGAGGGAAGUGUUUCAUUUCCAGUCAGGUUAAUGGUUGAUGUGCUUCAGCUGUUGUCUAGGCUGAAAAGCAAAUGGCUUUUAAAGCAAACCUUUACACCAUGGAAGACCAUCUUGAAAAUCUUGUAGAAAACUGUUUCUGGUAGGAAGCAAAUGAGAGCUGCUAUUAGACUAAUAUUUGUGUUGUGUGACUGGAGGUUUGCGGCUGGGAACAGCUGGUUUGGGGGACCAGAGGGUGGGACUCUGAAGUGUGCUUUGUAUUGGUUAAGAAAGAGUAGGCUUCAGACCUCAUGCUGCUCUGGCCUGUUUACUGUCUGUGAUAAACCUGACAUGCAGGCAUCAGCAAAGUUCUCAUCACUUUUUACUAGCCUGAAACAUAUGACUAACUGAAGAAUCUGCCAGACAGCCUAAUGUUCUUUAACAGUUUUAUUUUUU
Molecule: messenger RNA, 2959 nt
Organism: Pangasianodon hypophthalmus (striped catfish)
Lineage: Eukaryota; Metazoa; Chordata; Actinopteri; Siluriformes; Pangasiidae
Gene: sfxn2
Product: sideroflexin 2
Exons: 12
Coding region: 178-1143 (321 amino acids)
Biological process (GO): serine import into mitochondrion; monoatomic ion transport
Cellular component (GO): mitochondrial inner membrane
Molecular function (GO): monoatomic ion transmembrane transporter activity
Source: RefSeq, a predicted model, not a curated record